ACUUGUCAAUUUGCUUUGUAAAUCUCUCGUGUAAACAGUGAUUCAUCAAAUUUAUUGAAAAUGGGACGAGAAAUUAAUAAAAAAAAAGUGCAUCAAUUUUUUAUAUUUAACAAAAUGGACAACAAAUCGGUGUGCAAAAUGUGCGGAGUUAAAUUAGCAGGUUUUCACUCUACAAAUUUAAAACGCCAUUUGACAUCGAAGCAUGGUGAAAUAUUUAAAGACUGUGACAGCGAAGAAGUCACCGAAACUCAAGUUGUGAAGAAAAGAAAAAUUUCAUUUGAAACUAGUGAAGGCACACUUAUAAGUUCACUGGUGAAAAUUGUCACAGCUGAGGGAAAGCCAUUUAUGUUCUUGGACAGCGAGGGAUUCAAAGAAAUUUUUGACCCAAUUUAUAAUGUCCUUGGAAUGAACGGAAUUACAUCAAGGAACAUUAUGAGUUUCGUUUCCGUAAAAGAACAGGCCAUCAAAGACGGCAUAAGGGAUUUAGUUAAAGGAAAGCUGCUAUCGUUAAAAAUCGAUGUGGCGACUAGAAUGGAAACAGCAGUUCUAUGUGUGAAUCUGCAAAUGAUUCACACAAAUAUUAAUAAAAUGGAGAUUGUUGUAAAGACAUUGGGGAUGAUCCAGCUCACCCAUGCACACACUGGGGUCUACAUAAAAGAAAAAAUUUUGGAAAUUCUUUACGAAUAUGGCAUUAAUCUUAAUCAAAUCAUCAGUGUUGCUUCUGAUAAUGGGAGAAACAUGGUCAAAGCCGUAGAAAUUCUUAAUGACGAAACGGAGAAAUCCCUUUUUGAAGAUGACACAGGUGAGGACAAUUUGGUGGGUAAUCUAGAUGAUCUGGAUUUGGCGAAUAUUCAUCUCGAACGGUGUGCUGCGCACACUCUACAGCUGUGUACAGCUGAGCGAGAUUAGCGAAAACAUUAGUAUCUGCCGCAAAUUAUGCAAAAAAUUGCGCACUGAAACUUAUAGGUAAGUAAAGUUUAAAUAAAAAUCUAUUUUUUAUAUACAUGUAUAAAAUAAAAAUGUAACCUGCGCAGACGCGUCUUAAUCGAGCACAACAAAACUAUACCCUUGCUCGACGUUGUCACUAGGUGGAAUUCAACGUACUUAAUGGUAAAAAAAACUACUUGUCCUAAAAGAGUUUCUGGCCGCUCAGUGUAUCAUUAAUACCGCCGUAGAAUGGGACUGGAUGGAGACGUAUGUCGACGCUUUCAAGGACGCAUAUGAUGCGACCAUAAAGCUGCAAAAUACAAAUUUAGUUUAUAGUGAAUUUUUCAUUAUUUCGAUGGAACUUAAACUGAAAUGCGAUAACAGCCAAAAUAUUAUAAAA
Messenger RNA from Drosophila ananassae, 1327 nucleotides. RefSeq lists its product as uncharacterized. Bases 61 to 909 code for a protein of 282 amino acids. The transcript is spliced from 2 exons. NCBI's taxonomy places the organism in Eukaryota, Metazoa, Arthropoda, Insecta, Diptera, Drosophilidae. The record is from RefSeq and is a predicted model, not a curated record. Gene Ontology annotation, molecular function: DNA binding.